AUGGUGGAGACGAUGAACCGCGUCGCGCCGUACGCGGAGCAAGCACACAAGCCGCCGAAAGAGCUCCUAAACGAAAUCGCGACGCGCAGCUACCGGCCCCGUAUUCUGGACCGCAAACCGUGGCCGCGGACUGUAUUGCACCUUCUUGAAGAGUGUUCGUUCAACGACGCGAGUGCCCGCCCAGCAUUUUCUGCGAUUGUACCCCGCUUGGAAGCGAUCGUGGCCGCUUUAGCGCAGACACCCAAGUGA
Messenger RNA from Saprolegnia diclina VS20, 249 nucleotides. RefSeq lists its product as hypothetical. Lineage: Eukaryota; Oomycota; Saprolegniomycetes; Saprolegniales; Saprolegniaceae. The transcript has a single exon. The coding region runs from base 1 to 249 and encodes 82 amino acids. The record is from RefSeq and is a predicted model, not a curated record.